Phialemonium atrogriseum is the source of this 1950-nucleotide messenger RNA. Its product is annotated as Clavaminate synthase-like protein. The transcript has a single exon. Gene Ontology annotation, molecular function: 2-oxoglutarate-dependent dioxygenase activity. Bases 327 to 1838 code for a protein of 503 amino acids. The record is from RefSeq and is a predicted model, not a curated record. NCBI's taxonomy places the organism in Eukaryota, Fungi, Ascomycota, Sordariomycetes, Cephalothecales, Cephalothecaceae.
GGGGAGUUUCCGGUAGGCUGGUGAUGCAGGUCAGCGACCGGAGAAUAGACUGUGAAUCUGAUUCGACAGAUUCUGGUGGUGUCAAUAUGGACAUACCCCAGUUUUAGGCCGGGAUUGCUUGGCAAACCACCCCUGCUGCCCAAAACACCCUUGCAACCAAAAGCCGAGCCAAUCUCAACCUCACCUCCAGCGCCUCCAGGAAUCCGGAAAGGACAAACCAACAGACAAACACAUUCACCUCACCAGGACGGUGUUGGUCGCAAUGCUAUGUCUCCGCUCGCCCGCAGCCAUUGUCCUGCUGUGGUAACGAUCGUCCAAAUCUCAGAAUGCCGGGUUCUCCCCGCGCCCUGACAGCCCGCUGUGUUGCGGCGGUGGAGCAGAUCGAUGCUGAGUGCAGAAAUGCCCACGACACUGUCCAAAAUGGGCAACCAUCGUCAGGACUGGCAGGCUGCGGAGACCCUCUGGUGCAGCUGCUCCAAAGACAAGCGUCCAGUAUCCUAGAGCUGUGCCGAGACGGCCGGCUGACCCUCGCCGAAUCUGGUCGAACAGGGGAUGAGGCCCCUGAGACUGGGCUGCUGCAGCAGGGGUUGGAUGACUUGCUAUCGAAAUCAUAUUCCAAGUUCUAUGACCACCUGUCUAAGGAUCUUCCUCCUUGGUUGAGGCAGCUGUACACGGAUGCAAGCAUCUUGAAGUUCUCCUUCCUUUUCCUCUCUUCGACCCUCAAGGCGUGUCUCACGGGGGGUCACAGCAGCCUCACCGCUGAUCGUAGGGGUCGGCUGGAGGACGAGCUUAGCGAAUUGGUAAAAAUCUUAGAUCUAGCCAUUAUACUAGCCGGAGCUGCCGGCCAGGUUAGGGGUAGACGGUGGAUCGACGAGACAUUUUCUCUGCUUGAAGAUGUCUCGGCCCAAAUUAUAGGGUCACCAGAAGACCCAGCAGCAGCGUGGCCCAACUCGCCCUCGUUCUCCAAACAUGAGCCCUUCACACCGCCAGUAAAGAACCCAAUCAGGCGCACCGGAGCCAUAUCCAUGGAAUCAUUCCAGGCGUACCUAGACCGCCCCGCCGACCCGGCCCGAGGCCCAGAACCCCUCGUCAUCCCCGGCCUGGCAGACGACUGGCCAGCCACGACGACACGCCCCUGGGCCAAGCCGGGCUACCUCCUCUCGCGCACCCUCGGCGGCCGACGCCUUGUGCCCGUCGAGGUCGGGCGCAGCUACGUCGACGAAGCCUGGGCCCAGAAGCUGGUGACGGUCCGCGACUUCCUGCGGGACCACAUCGGCCCUUCGUCGGCCGGUGCCAGCACGACGACGACGACAGCCUACCUCGCGCAGCACGCGCUCCUCGCGCAGCUGCCGGCUCUCCGCGCGGACAUCACCGUCCCGGACCUGUGCUACACGGCCCCGCCCCAGCCGCAGUCGCACGCGGCUGGGGAGGCCGUCCCCGAGCUCGACGAGCCGCUGCUAAAUGCCUGGUUCGGACCCCCCGGCACGAUCACACCGCUGCAUACGGACCCGUACCAUAACCUGCUCGUGCAGGUCGUCGGGCGGAAGUAUGUUAGGUUGUAUGGACCUCGCGAGACGCCGCGGAUGCGGGCUAGGGGGAGGGAGGGUGGCGUCGAUAUGGGGAAUACGAGUCUGUGGGAUGUUGGGGUUGAGGAGGGGUGGGAUCCUGGUGAGGGUGGGGAGGGGGGUGGAGGGGGAGGGGGAAAGGCGGAGUUUGGCGAGAUACCCUUUGUUGAUUGCAUACUAGAGCCGGGGGAUACGGUCUAUAUCCCUGUUGGGUGGUGGCAUUAUGUGCGAGGGCUGAGUGUGAGUUUCAGUGUUAGCUUCUGGUGGAACUAGAGCAUGCGUGCUGCACUACUACAUUCGUCGAGCAGAGUACAAAUUGUACUAGAGCUUUCAUUACUAACUUGAUUGUAUGAGGUAUACUGCGCGUUAGACUAUAUGCAAGCUG